This is a messenger RNA of Cuscuta epithymum, 5724 nucleotides long. The record is from the annotation of a GenBank genome assembly. NCBI's taxonomy places the organism in Eukaryota, Viridiplantae, Streptophyta, Magnoliopsida, Solanales, Convolvulaceae.
CUUAUAUAUUUAAAUAUUCAUUUAUGCAUUUAUAUAUUCAUUUAUUUAUAUAUUGACUUUAUUUCAAUUUUUCAUUAUUUGUUUAGCUCGAUUUUGAACAUUUUAUUUGAACUCGAACAUAUAAAAUACAUUUUUGUUACAUAUAUCUAUUUACGUUUUUAUCAUAUUUUUUAAUUGGUUUUUUUUAAUUGAAUAUCUUAAAUGAAAAGUUUAACAUAAUCUUUAAUUAUUUGAGAAAGAAUUAAUAUAUUCUAAAGAAACUAGUACUACAAGAGUUAAAACAGUGCAUACGACAACUUAAAAUCUAUACCACACAUAUGUUAAAUGUAUUUAAAUGAAAACAUGUACUACCUCCGUCCCCCUAAGUUUGAGACAAGAAAAGGUGACACAGUUAUUAAUAAAUUUGAGUUUAUGUGGUUGAAAUUGAAUUGAUAAAGUAAGAAUAAAGUAGGAAUGAUUUAGAACCACACAAACUUUACCAAAUAAGUUAUGAGACAAUCUUAGUGGGACGAACCGAAAUGAUAAAAUGGGACAAUCAUAACGGGACAGAGGGAGUACCAAAUAACUAUGAUAGUCCAGCGGUUCUUUCAUAGCUAAGGAGUGAGAGGUUUUGUGUUCAACUCCCACUAGCAACAUAAUUUUUUACUUAAGUAAACCAUAUCCGGAUUAAAUUCUAAAUUAAAACCACCUUAGUUUGGAAAAAAACUCAUGAAAAUUAAAUUCUAAGAAAUGGAUGACAUGACCUUGUGUCUUUUGAAACCCGUGAGAAACAAACUCACAUGUGUAGUAUAGGAGGGAAGCAUAUGCAUUACUAUUGUACUUAGUAUGCAUGUGAACUAAAAACAGCACCAGGCGACUUGGAGGUCACCAACGAAGUAUCUCUCACGUACAUACUCUAGCUAGCUCGCAUGUAUAGUAGCUACUACUUCCACUCUUGUAACCACUAACAUGCACCCCCCAAUAGGGUUGGCAGCAGUUUCUCUGCAACUUGCCUCCUUCAUCCUCCUCCUCUUUUCACCGCCAACCAUUGCCCUAAUUCCACCCAUUAAUGCUGCAGCAACCACUACAAUCACCAAAGGCACCAACAUCACGCAACCGGGAUGCCCAGAAACAUGCGGGAACGUCACGGUCCCGUACCCGUUCGGAGUGGGCCCGGGUUGCGCUCUCGACCCGAGCAUGCAAAUCGACUGCAACACCACUUACAAUCCUCCAAAGCCUCUAAUAGGAAUAAACGUUUGCGUGUACCACAUCUCCGACUCCCAAGUCUGGAUCUCCAACGACGUUGUUUACCAAUGCUACAACCGGAAAGGGGCCGUGAUCUCACAAGAUUGGGCGUCUACAACUUGGACCGAUUUCAGCAAUUACAACGCCUACACUUUCUCUGAUGAAAACAAGUUCACCGUUGUCGGGUGCGACGACGAUGGUACCUUGGCCGGAGACAACCUCGGAAAGAUGAAGCGUUUCACACAGGGCUGCCAAACCUUUUGCAAGAACCCAGAGGAUGUGACUGCCGGAAGCUGUGAAGGUACCAACGGUUGCUGCCAAUACACGAUCCCCAAGGGAUCCAAGUUUUAUAACUUGGUUGGAUUGAGAUCCCCGUCCAACCAUACUCAGGUCUGGUCCGGUAACCCUUGCGGGUACGCGUUUAUUGGGGAAGCCGGCAAGUUUAAAUUCCGGGGCUUCGAUGAUCUUAAAGAUCGUGAUUUUGUACGGAGGGUAAUGGAAAGCGUUCCGAUUGUACUGAAUUGGGGUAUUGGGAAUCUGAGUUGUAAUGUCGCAAAUAAGAGCGAUGGCUAUGCGUGCAAGGAGAAUAGUCAAUGCGUUGACGUUGACGAUGAAUCCGGAGGUUACCGUUGUGCGUGUAACGCUGGUUAUGAGGGCAAUCCUUAUCUCUCUCACGGCUGCAAGGGGGUUCGUAUACCAUACAUCCGGCUGUACGGUGAGCACCGUACAGCCGGCCCAAUUUUAGUGUUUUUAAAUUACUUAACUGUUGGCCCGUGCUCCAAAAGCCCAAAAUUUGAAAAUACCCGGUUGCGGUAAAAUAAAAUACAUGAACGAUUUUUUUUAAAAACAAAAAGCAACUGCAAAUCUCUCAAAAACCGCAAUCUCUUCGCACGAGACACAACUCUUCCCAACUACACCGCCAUAUCUGUAUCUCGACAUUAAUGGUGACCAGUUAAUCGGAGUUGUUGCUUUACGAGCUAGAAGAAGACGGGGAAGGAGAUCUGAGUUCCGAAGUGUUAGGUUUUGAGUACUAAGAACGAACAGAGCUAUGGAUCUCGUUUCAGAAUGGAACAUGCUUUCAAAUGCACAUGAAGAACACGAAAGUGCUGAAGCAUCUGAAAAAAAUCCACCAACAAAGGUUGUAACAGAGAUUCCAGUCCUGCGUAAAAUACCAAAAAGGAAAGCAUUAAAAAGUCCAAAAGUUUCAAAAGCCCUGAAGCAACAAAAGAAGGUAGGUGUUCAAAAGAAAAGAAAAGCAUCUGAAGAGGUUUUAGAAGUUAAACAACAUACAGCUGCAGAUGAGGAUGCUGUUGAUGGAGAAAGUUUCAAGCAGAAUGAGGAUCCAGGUCAGAAUACAGUUCAAGAAAAAAGUGAUGAACAAGUUCAUCAAGAUACUGUUCAGGAAGCUGAAAAAUAUAUUGAAGAAUAUGAGCAUGUAGAGGGAGUUAAUGAGAAAGAAAAUGAUGAUGGCACUACAGCAGAUGUCAAUGCUUUAGAAGAAGUUGAGCAACAUACUGCUGCAGAAAAGAAACAGCUUUUAAUGCAAGCAUUGAUAGAAGAAGUGGGUGAACAAGAGAGUGGUGAAAAAAGAAGAAAGAGCAAAACAUCAAAAGCAAGAAAAGUUGAGAAAAGUGCAAUGCAAGUCUUCUCAAGCAAAAGAAUAACAAGAUCGCAAACAUCAGAAGAAGGUGAUAACAAGGAAAAAGAAGUUGCGAAAACUGGAAAUAAAAGUAAAGUGGUAGCAAAGAGAGAGAAUAAAGAAAAGUUGAAGAAAAAGAAAGAAGACGACGUAGAAGAAGAUGAAGAUGAGGAAACAGAAAAGGAGGGUGAUGAUAACCUUCCAAAGCUAUGGUCAAGAAUGUCUCCUAGAAGUCUAACUGAGGUAAUCACAUCCCUCUCUGAAGAACAGAAGGAAGAAGUGGUAGACAUGGGGUUUGGCCCAAUACUACACUUAAAAAUCAAACAAUUGCCAAUGCAGUUGGCAUAUUGGGUUGUGGACAGGUUUGAUAGCAGGAGUGUUUCAUUGCAUUUGCCAAAGAACGAGAAAUUGCGUGUCACUGAAGAUGCAAUACACUACACAAUGGGAUUUCCAAAGGGAAACUUGGAUGUGAAAAGGUUGAUAGAUACUCAAGGUGAAAAAACAGCAGAGAUGGUGGCUGAUUGGAGAGCACAGUUCAGUAGUGAUAAAGGACUUGUGAGGACUGGUGAACUGAAAGAUCUAUUGGAGAAAAAUAAACAAGCUGGAGGCUGGUUCAAAAAAAAUUUCUUGGUUCUCCUGGUGACUUGUUUAAUUGAAGGAAAGCAGAAUUGCUUUGUCAAUCAAAGCAUACUCAAAGCACUGGAUGAUGAGUCACAAAUAAAGAAUUUUAAUUGGUGCAGUUAUGCUUUGCAGACAUUGAUUGAAUCAAAGGACUACUGGAAUAAAAGCAGAGCACGACAGUUCCCAGGACCUCUUCUCUUUUUGAUUGUGUUUUAUGUUGACAAUAUGGUAUUCAAAGGAAGGAAAGUAGACAGAGGCUUGCCAUCUAUAGUUGGAUGGACAACUCAGAAUCUCAACAAAAGGGAAAAGGAAGAGAUAGAAAGUGGAGGGUUUGGAUUUGGAUACAUAGAUGAACCAAAUCAAGGAACUCUUACAAUUCCAAAUCUGAUUCAGAAUGAAGAGAAUAAGAAAAACGAGGAAGAAUGCAGUGAGCAAGCAGAUAAGGAUAUCAUGAAGGAAUUCGCUUCAGCAGCAAAGCAUUUGGCAGAUAGCAUAGCAAACUUUGAUGAAAAGUUUCAAGAAGCUGCGAAGGUGUUGCCUGAUGAUGAAAAAAUGAAGGUUUUGCUAGGUAAAGUGCAUGGACUCUUCAACACAUACUCAACAGAGCCACAAACAACUGAAAAAGAAAUAAGAAUGACUCCUGAUGAUGAGUUUUGGACUGAAGAGGUUUUAAAGGCAGUUGAAGCUAUUGAAAAAGCUCAGAAAAAAAGGAAUGAUAGGCCUACAUUAAUACAAUACGAAAAGCCCAGUUUCACACUGCUUUCACAAGAGUCAAAUGAGCAUGCAGGUGGCCAGGAAGAUGAAGAACAGAGAGAUGAGCAUGUAUAUGCAGUUGCUGAGCAUCAAGAGGAGCUUGAUGAGCAACACAAUGAAGCUCAGGUAGAUAAUGAAGAGGAGGUGAUAAUAAACGCAAGUGAAGCUAUUCCUGUGACUGAAUUAAAAGAGCAUGAUAGAAUAAAGGCAUCUGAAAAGGGAAAGCAAGCUUGUUUUGAAGGAGAGGGCCAAUGUGGUGCACAUGUGGAAAGAGAAAAAAGACAAGUAAUGCCUGGCCCUGCUCUCAAGUCUCCAUACGUGAUCAGAAUUACAGAAAUGAAGGCAGGAACAACUACUGAAGAAGUCAAACUAGCUAAAUUUGUGUUUGAAGAGAACUCUGAUAAAUCGGUUGUGCUCUAUAAAGAUGGAAAUCUGAUUGUUUCAAGAAAGGAGAUGGAGACUUUGAACAUUGAUUCCAUAGUCAGUCCACUGUUGAUAGAUUUAUGGGCGAUGAUUUUGAAUGAAUUUGAGAGUCUGAAAAGCACUCAAUCAAGGAAUAGAUUGAUAUUCACAACAACACCAUGUAGAGUGUUGGAGGAAAAUCAGAUUAGUGCUGCAGCAACCAGAAACAAGAGAUUCAUUGAAGCUACAAGGAUCCAAUUCAAAAGGGCAUUGCCGAAAGUGAAGAACAUGGACUUGUUUAUCUUCCCAGCUGAACGUAAUGGUAGCUACUACCUAAUGUGCUUUGAUAUGAAGUACAUGAAGUUCUUAAUCAUUGAUAACUGUGACAAGGAAAUAGCAAUAGGAAUGAAGUACCUUUCUCAACCAACCCAACUGAAAAGUGCUGUACUUAAAUGGCUUAAAGAAGAAAAACAUCAGCAUGCUGACAAAGUGAAGAAUAUGAAGCCAGAAGUAGUCAAAAUGGCAUGGAGAAACAAAAAAAACAAAGCUAAUGAUGGUGUCUAUCUGAUGAGACACAUGGAAACUUUUAAUGGAGAGACAGACUGGGAUUGUGGCCUAGAAAAAGAACAUGUAAAGUACUUUUUUAUUUUUAAUCAAAGAUUUAAUGACAUAUUACUAAUAAAUAAAUAAUAUUGUAUGAUAAUACUAACACAAAUAAUCAUGCAGGAAAAGCACAUACAGGUCUUGAGGCUUAAAUACUUGCACAAGAUGUUGACAUUUCAAAGGAAUGAAGUUAGAAUGGAGUUGAUGAACAAAGUGAAGGAAAUGUAGUUCUUCUAAUGAUACUUAUGUUUAACUUAGUUUAAUAUGAACUUCAAAUGCUUCUAUGUUUUUGUUGGCAAAAGACAUAUUUUGUUCUUGUUAAUGUUCGAUGGUGAAUGUACUGGACAUGUGUUUUUAUGAUGAAAGAGACACUUCACGUUUAUGGCAAUGAUCAUUACUAGUACAUUACAUGCUCAUUUUAAAUAAAAAUAUACUCAAUCUGAGGAUUAGAAGUAACUUAAAAUGUAUAAACAUUGAGUGUG